UGCCGACGUAGAAUGUUGAAUCUUUGAGGUGGUGUAAUUAAGUGCCUGUGUUGUGUUUUUGGAAUUGUGUGCGUUAGUUUUUUUUUUUUUUUUUUAUUUGGAACAAAAUCUGCGAAAUCGCAGAUUUAAAGAGAUGAUUUCAUUUGUAAUGACUUCUCUACUGUUUAUGUUAUACUUCUGAAAUUAUAAAUAUACAUGUUUACGUACUCAUCUAUAUGACCUGAAUGCUGAAAUUUUCUUGAACUGUUGUCGAUGUCCUCUAUCUCAUGUAGACUAGGGAACUCUGAGAAAUCGAUCAGGUAUGGAGCAAGAGCAAUGCAAAAUAAAAACUGAAGAUUUUGAUUUUCCUAAAGAUGAUGUUGAUUCAUCAGUCUUAGAUAGUAGUGAUGAGUUUGAUUGUAUUGAUUUCCCUACUGAACCUGCCAGUUUUGCAUGUGUCAGUUCUUAUGACAUUUCAUCAUCAAGUUUGAUAAAAUCUCCUCUUGUUUCUGAACUCUUGAUUUCCCAUGGUCUGCUAGAAAAUGGGCGUGUUGAAGACCGGCCUUUAUGUAAUACAGAUGCAGAGAGUAAAUUCUGUUCCAUAGAUGAUAGUUAUGGGCCACCAUCAUUUCUUCGAGUCUAUUCUCUGCAACCAUCUGCAAGUAAUUGGAAUGCUGAUGAUGAUGAUGAUGAGAAAGGCGAUUAUAAGUGUGGCUGGGAGUCUUGUGAUAUGUAUUUUAACUGCAGAAAAGAUCUUGCUCAACAUGUAAAUAACUCGCAUAUAUAUCAAGAUGAAAAUUCCUUAUACAGAUGUCACUGGAAUGGUUGUGCCCGUCAAGGAAAGGCUAUCAAUGCUAGGUACAGAAUGUUAAUUCACAUUAGAACUCAUACGCAUGAAAAACCACAUGGAUGUGAUGUUUGUGGAAAAAAGUUCUCUAGGCUAGAAAAUUUGAGAAUUCAUAUUAGAUCUCACACAGGGGAGAAACCAUAUGCAUGUCCUGUUGCUGGUUGCAAUAAAGCUUACUCAAACUCCAGUGAUCGUUUUAAGCACUCCAAAACACACCAAGAAGAUAAACCUUAUGUCUGUCGUGUAGAAGGAUGUGAUAAAAGGUAUACUGAUCCAAGCUCUCUUCGCAAACAUAUGAAAUCAACUGCUCAUGGAGGUGAAAAUAGGCAAAAGUCUAGUUUAACAUCUCAGAUGUCUGGAAAUAAAAAUGGAGAUGUUCAAACUGAAAAUUCUCUUACUGGCAACAAAGAGUUUUCUUGUACGCCUUUAAAAACAACCAUUUCAAAAAUCAGCAAUGCUAAUAAACCGUAUGCUUGCAAAGUAGAAGGGUGUAAUAAGCGAUACACUGAUCCCAGCUCACUUCGAAAGCAUCAGAGAGCUACCUCACAUGGUCGUGAUCCUAAUACAUUUAAAGUAAAACUAGCAGCAGCUAAAGCUGCUAAAAACAAAAACAUUCUUAAUUCUCAGGUAUCCAAUGGUGCCAUUAGUGAGGUAACCAAAAGUGAGCUUCCUAGUAUUCCUGACAAGUCAACCAAAGAUAUAAGCCUGCCACAGAUACCUAAAGUUGACAUACUUAGUGAGAAAAGUAGUACUGAUGAUCCUAAACCUUUGGAUCUAAGUGUUAGUUGUACUUCUUUAGAUGACUGCUCUGUUAGUAAUUGUCCGCCAUUAGAACAGAGUAAACUAAAUUCCUGACUCGAUCAAAAUUUAUAUUUAUAGCAUAUAUUUUGUUAUAAGAAUACUUUGUAUAAACAUAUUUUAUCUAUUUUCAUAUACCUAUAUAAAUAAUAUAUUGAGAUGUUAAUGCAAAAAAUUAUUUGUAAUUUUAAUUUAUAUUUUGGUGUUAUAGAGGACUGUGAAAACAGUUAUUGUAAUUUAUGGUGUAUUUACCAAGGUUAAAGUACUACUUAUUUAAUUCUCAUCAUGAUCAGAUGUUAAUAAGUCUAUGUGUGUGUACAUUUAUAUUUAGAUAUUUGUGUAAUUGUACACAAACAUAAAUGUGAGAUAAUAUGCAUUCGUUAAUUAUAUUCAGAAAAAGCUUACUGGAUCAUGCUUUUAAUUAUUUCAUCAUAAUCCAGUAAAGUGAUAAUUGUAGUGAAAUUUGUCCUGAAGCACUCUAAGCAAGGAUUUAGUAAUUGUUCUUUUGUUAAAUUUUUUUUAAUUGUGUCUUUCUCAAAUUUAAGAAUAGAAGUACAUUUUAUAUUUAAUGGUUACAUUAAUAAGAAGACUUCUAAUCUGAGAGCAAAUGCUAUCUAUUGUGAUCAUAUUUGUUUAGCAUGUUUUAAGUUUUCUGUCUUAAGAAAGAUAAUAUUUUAAUGAACUUGCUGCAAGGGGCAAUUUAUUUUAAUUAUUUAUUGUCAGGCCAUUGUAUGUGAACGUAUGUGCAAAUUUAUCUGUCAAUUUUUGUAUAAUGCACGUACUUUUACAUAUAUAUAUAUCUAUAUAUAAUAUGUAGAUAUAUAUGUGUGUGUGUGUGGUUGUGGUUCUGUCUAUAUGUAACUUUUUUAGUAAUAAUAUAUAACAGUGUUUCGCUUAAAGAUGCAACUAAUGCAAAAACUGAAUUAUUUCUUAAUAUUUUAUUUUUUGUAUCUGGUUCUUAAUAUUUAUUUAUUGUUAAUAGAUCUAAUUUCUUUAUAUUUUUCACGAAACAUCUUUAUGCAUUUAUUUGUAAUUUGCCUGGUACGUUCUCAUCUAAAGAGAAAUUUAUUUUGUAGGUCUUUUGAUCUAUUUUGUAAUCUCAUUUGUUAAAGCUAUUUUCUGUCAAUGCAAUAUUUUAUAGAUUCUAAUUAUAUAAAAUUAUAUAUAUAUAUAUAUAUAUAUUUCUCAUCAAAUUUUAUUUAAAAUUUUAUUGAAACUCUUUGCAAAAUACUUGUUGGGCAUUAGUAGUGAUAUUUCUGAAAUGUUGUUCAUUACAAAUUGUCCUAAUAUAAAUAACUAUGCCCUACCUCUCAACUGCAAAGAUUGGUGAAUGUUAUUGAUAAUUAUUUAGUGCAAUCAUUUGUUUUUUGAAAGAUUCUACUUGUUCUUUUCUUAAAAGUUUAUUAAAAAUUGCAUUAUAUUUAUUAAAUAAUUUUAAAAUGUG
Messenger RNA from Stegodyphus dumicola, 3068 nucleotides. RefSeq lists its product as uncharacterized. The record is from RefSeq and is a predicted model, not a curated record. Gene Ontology annotation, molecular function: DNA-binding transcription factor activity, RNA polymerase II-specific; RNA polymerase II cis-regulatory region sequence-specific DNA binding. Gene Ontology annotation, cellular component: nucleus. Lineage: Eukaryota; Metazoa; Arthropoda; Arachnida; Araneae; Eresidae. Gene Ontology annotation, biological process: regulation of transcription by RNA polymerase II.